AUGUCGCCGUGUCCACUCCUGAGGAGCUAUUCAUUAGUAUUUAUAUCAAUUGUACACAUCUUUGUGAUCAUCAAUAUUAUCAUCACUUUUAACGGUACGUAUGGCUCGCUCGCAGUCAUCGGUGGUGGAGGUGUGGUGAGCGGUGGUGAGACGUGUCGUCGCAAAGACGUGAACGGAAACGACGAGGUCUUCGAGUGUCCCCGUCUUUUCGAGUCCAAUAAGAAGCGCUUCUGCUGUGGAUUCACACCACAAGACAAACACUGU
This is a messenger RNA of Oppiella nova, 264 nucleotides long. NCBI's taxonomy places the organism in Eukaryota, Metazoa, Arthropoda, Arachnida, Sarcoptiformes, Oppiidae. The record is from the annotation of a GenBank genome assembly.